Molecule: messenger RNA, 429 nt
Organism: Strongylus vulgaris
Lineage: Eukaryota; Metazoa; Nematoda; Chromadorea; Rhabditida; Strongylidae
Source: the annotation of a GenBank genome assembly
AUGUUAAGGCAAAGAAAAAUUAUAUUUGUCGUUACUCCAAUUCUUCCUACAAAGCAUGGCUUUUAUAGAAUAUGUCAAAUUACAAAGCCUUCUUUCCAGGGUCAGGACUUUGCCUCAUUGAUCGGUGGGCUUCUCGGUGGAGCAGGAGGUGGUGGUGGUGGAGGAGGAAAUCCUUUGGGGGGACUCUUCGCUGGCUUGGGAAAAGGAGGAGCAGGCGGCAAAGCUCCCGACAUUGCUAGCCUAUUCAGCGGAUUUCUAGGAAAAGGUGGCGGAACUCCACCUCUGUUUCCAAUGCCUGGUGGUCCGCCACCGGCACCUGCCCCAGCCCCUGGAAGAGGCAUUCAAGGCCCAACAAACAUAGCUAUACCUGAUUACUCGGAUUAUGACGAGAAAACAGUGAGCAAUAGGGAUAAUGAUAGCAAUACAUAA